UUUCUCAUUGUUCUCUUUACUCACUCUGGCGCAGCCUAUAGACCAACAAAACUCUCUGAAGCGGCCCCGAAUUCAUCGAAAAUGGCAACCCAAAUGAGCAAGAAGCGAAAGUUUGUAGCUGAUGGAGUGUUCUUCGCUGAAUUGAAUGAGGUUUUGACGAGAGAGCUAGCCGAGGAUGGCUACUCUGGAGUUGAAGUUAGGGUUACUCCUAUGCGUACUGAGAUCAUCAUUAGGGCUACUCGCACCCAAAAUGUUCUUGGUGAGAAGGGGAGGAGAAUUAGGGAGCUGACAUCCAUUGUUCAGAAAAGGUUCAAGUUCCCAGAGAACAGCGUGGAGCUUUAUGCCGAGCGAGUUAAUAACAGGGGUCUCUGUGCUGUGGCUCAGGCUGAGUCAUUGCGCUAUAAACUUCUUGGAGGACUAGCUGUCCGCAGGGCUUGCUAUGGUGUUCUUCGAUUUGUUAUGGAGCAAGGUGCAAAAGGGUGUGAGGUGAUUGUAAGUGGAAAGCUAAGGGCUCAGCGAGCUAAAUCAAUGAAGUUCAAGGAUGGCUACAUGAUUUCUUCUGGCCAGCCGGUUAAGGAAUAUAUCGACUCUGCUGUAAGACAUGUUCUUCUUCGACAGGGUGUUCUUGGUAUUAAAGUGAAGAUCAUGCUUGCCUGGGAUCCAAAGGGUAAGGUGGGCCCUGUGACACCUCUACCGGAUCUUGUUACAAUCCAUCAACCGAAGGAGGAAGAUGAAUAUCCCAGGCCACUGGCUGCUGUUACUGAUAUCGAUGUUGGAGCAGCUUAAGAAAAACUUGCUAGGGAAACCUGGCAAAGGCAGGAGAAAGAGCAGGAGUAGCUGCGCGUUUGUAGUUGCAAAAUAGGAUGCCCUUUAUUCAGGAUGACAUUAUUGUUAAAUAGGUUAAUUGUGUUUUCCUUUUCUUGGCUUGACAAUUAUAACAGUUUGGCUUUAAAUUUUGUCUUCUCUGCUUGAUGAAUAGCGAGUUCAUACUACUCGUUUAAUAUGUGCCAUUAUGCUGGCGUGGAGAGCUGGAAAUUGAUUGGCCUUCUCUUGGUGCUUUAA
Coffea eugenioides is the source of this 1062-nucleotide messenger RNA. Its product is annotated as 40S ribosomal protein S3-3. Gene Ontology annotation, molecular function: structural constituent of ribosome; RNA binding. The transcript has 6 exons. The coding region runs from base 82 to 786 and encodes 234 amino acids. Lineage: Eukaryota; Viridiplantae; Streptophyta; Magnoliopsida; Gentianales; Rubiaceae. Gene Ontology annotation, biological process: translation. Gene Ontology annotation, cellular component: nucleus; cytosolic small ribosomal subunit. The record is from RefSeq and is a predicted model, not a curated record.